AUGCAGACAAGCACACCAUCAAGCACACAGAAAAAAGUAGUGGCACGAAGUGAAUGGGAAAAAAAGUUAUCUGAAGUAGAAGUAAACAAAAGAGAUCUGAAUAAGCUCGUUAUGAAUUAUCUUGUAAUUGAGGGUUAUAAGGAUGCAGCAGAAAAGUUUAGUCAAGAGUGCGGAUUACAGUUGGACACAGAUUUGGAAUCAAUACAAGAUAGAGAGCUUAUUCUUAAUGCAAUUCAAAAUGGCAACGUUGAAGAGGCAAUCGAACGAGUGAACGAUCUUAACCCAGAGAUACUCGAUACACACCCAAAACUGUACUUUCAUCUUCAGCAACAACAAUUAAUUGAAUAUAUUCGCCAAGGAAAAAUAGCAAGGGCACUCGAGUUUGCUCAGGAAGAGCUUGCUCCUCGCGGGGAAGAUAAUCCUGAAUUUUUAGAAGAACUCGAACGAACAAUGACCCUUUUAGCUUUUGAGGAUAAUAACCAAUCACCGGUGGGUGACCUGCUCCACCCUGCACAACGACGGCGCACAGCACGUGAACUCAAUGCAGCCAUUCUCACAUCGCAAAGUCAAGAAAAGGAUCCCAAGCUACCGAGUCUGCUGAAAAUGCUGGUUUGGGCACAGAAUCAGUUAGACGACAAGAUGUCAUACCCGCGAAUUAAUAAUUUGGCAACUGCCGAGCUGGUCGAUAAUGAAGACACCACCCUAUGA
Molecule: messenger RNA, 708 nt
Organism: Paraglomus brasilianum
Lineage: Eukaryota; Fungi; Glomeromycota; Glomeromycetes; Paraglomerales; Paraglomeraceae
Source: the annotation of a GenBank genome assembly